Molecule: messenger RNA, 4636 nt
Organism: Vollenhovia emeryi
Lineage: Eukaryota; Metazoa; Arthropoda; Insecta; Hymenoptera; Formicidae
Product: zinc finger protein 354B-like
Exons: 3
Coding region: 752-3067 (771 amino acids)
Biological process (GO): regulation of transcription by RNA polymerase II
Cellular component (GO): nucleus
Molecular function (GO): RNA polymerase II cis-regulatory region sequence-specific DNA binding; DNA-binding transcription factor activity, RNA polymerase II-specific; zinc ion binding
Source: RefSeq, a predicted model, not a curated record
UACUGCACUAGUUCACCAGUGCAGGAACAGAAAACAAACCUCAAGUUAGCGGUCUAGUUCUCAUAUAGAUGUCUGUAUUGCUAACUUUAUUAGGCGGCAAACGUAUGUAUGCAUGUAUCUCCCCGCCGCGUUACAGAGCUAAGAGAGAGAGAGAGAGAGAGAGAGAGAGAUAGAUAGAGAGACUACGAGUCGCUGACCAAUUAAUCGAAACCUCCGAACAACCGGCCCUCGCACUCACACGCGCGCCCGAUAUACACACGUACGCGCGCCCUCGUACGAUCGCGGGGCCUCUUCUUUGUAUUGACCCACCCACACGCCGUCGAGCCUGCGGGAGAGCGUUCGUCUCAGAUUGCUCUCAACCUUCGCGGCCCCGCGGUCGCCGCGCGCGCACGCGAGAUCGGAUCCGGGCGAGCCGCGAGACAAAGAGGCCGGAGCGGAGCCGAGGGCGGAAUUAAAGAGUGCCGCGAGUCGCCGGCGGAUCGAUGAUGGUGCGGCGCGCAUCGCGCCUCCGUGCAACGCGAGGCCGUCGCGAGCGCGCAGCGCCCUGAAAAGAAACGAGGGGUGGCCGAGAAGGCGGAAGGCGCCCCGCGCCAGCGUUCGGCGGAGGAGCCUGCGUCCCGUUCGCGUUCCCACUGGGCGUCACUGUCGGGGCCACUGCCAGAGCGGCAUUCUGGGGGGGGCCCCCGCGUCGGAGGUUGAGAACCCCGCUCCGGAUAAUCUAAUCGCAGGUGAACAUUUUGUCGUCGGCACGAUGACUUCGGGUUACUUCACUCUGCCGAUUAAUAUGGACAGGGUGUGCAGGAUCUGUCUCACCGAGGGCACCAAUUUGUCGUCGAUCUUCUCCGCCACUCAGGAAGUGAACGAUCUCACGGUCCUCUCGCAGAAGAUACAAGUUUGCGGCUCCAUCGAGAUACACGAGCAGGACGGGCUGCCCUCCCUGAUAUGCGACGUCUGCAUUUACAAGGCCAGCGUCGCCCACGAGUUCAGGCAGCAGUGCCAACACUCGGACGCGAGGCUGCGCAUGUACUACAACAAGCCCGCUAAAUGUGUCAAGUCCGACGCGGAUCUCCAGGAUUCGUACACGCAGACGGACCUGCAAACGAAAUUUGUCUUCUCGAAAAAGUCGGACCACUUCCAGGAGGAUUACACCUUCGCGAAGGAGGACAUGCAGGUGGUUGCGAGCGCGCAAGAGUACAUUGAAGCCGCCGACUCGUUCCCCAGGAGCGAAGUCGGCCUGAACGCCAGUCAGAUUCAAAUGUCGGACGAAAAGCUGUUCAUCUGCUCCAUCGGAUUCGAAGGUGGUAAAGAGGAGGGGAAGGAUUCCUGCAUGUCGGAGAACGAGGUCCACCAGAUGACGAUAACGCAGGGAGACGUGCAAGAUGCGUCUAACAUGAUCGGCUUGCAAAGCAAGGAGGACGGCGUCAAGGAGGCCGAUCACUACGCGGAGAAGAACAGUGCGGAUCAGGAGGAGCAGCAGCAGCAGCAGUUCGUCAGCGAGAGCCUACCUAACGAUAACGUGGAAGAGGAGGAGAGCGUGCCGCAGAAACGUACGUCCGCGAGGAAGACUAAAUCGGCAGCCGCGAAAACGUACAGCGACGACGAGAUCGCCGACAAUUAUUACGAGCCGAGCAGCGACAGUCAGGAUUCCACGGUGUCGAAGUUUAAAUGUAAAGUCUGCUCCAAGCAAUACGCCACGCAGAAGGGUCUGAAGAAGCACUCGUUGGUACACGAGAAGAAGUACAAGUGCGACGUCUGCAUGAAAAUGUUUUACAAACAGGAGAACAUGGAGAACCAUCAGAAGAUUCACGCGUCGAAGCCGCACGCGUGCCAGCUCUGCCACGCGUCCUUCUCCAAGUCUCAAAGUCUCGUGAGACACUUGAAGUCGCACACGGAGAAGGUGAACGAUAUGAUCAAGCAGAUCAACACGAGCGAGCGCAAGGACGGCAAGGAGCCGAAGAAGGAGCUCAAGAGCGAGGACGACACCGACGACGAGACCGGGCCCGCCAACGAAGCGGACGAAUUCGAGAACGCGCCCGAGUUGUACAAAUGCGAGAUUUGCAACCAAUAUUGCUCGUCCUUGAAGAACCUGAGGAGACACGCCCUCGUGCACGGCGACAAGAAGUACUCCUGCACCGUGUGUAAGAAGUGGUUUUUCAGGCCGGACACGUUGAAGAAACACGCGGAGAAGCACGGGCACGGGCUGCUGGACAAUCUGAUGGACGACAACAAGCUGUACGAUUCGGACGACGACGACAUGCCGGGCAACACGAUGGAUCCCCCGCCGGAGAGCGAGAACGUCAAGAAGGAGGAGAGCGACGAGGAGGGAUCCGGGGAGUACAAGUGCCAGCACUGCGACAAGGUCAUGGCCACCAAGAAGGGCCUGCGACGGCACGUGUCGAUGCACAAGCCGAAGGCCGAGCCAGUCACCUGCGAGAUCUGCAGGAAGGUCUGCGCCAGCCAGGCGCGUCUCGUUCUCCAUCAGAGGACGCACAAGCCGAAGGAGAAGGUGCCGCGCGAAUACCUGUGCCACAUCUGCAGCAAGGUGUACCCCAGCAACUCGUCCCUCACCUAUCACAUGCGGACCCACACCGGCGUCAAGCCGCACGUGUGCAAGACCUGCAACAGCGGCUUCACGACCACGACGAGCCUGGCGAACCACAUUCGCAUUCAUACGGGCGACAAGCCGUUCGUCUGUCACGUGUGUAGCGCCGCGUUCGCCGUGAGCUCGGCCUUCCGCAGGCACCUGACCCGGCACACCGGCGAGGCCAACUACCUGUGCAAGACCUGCGGCAAGGCCUUCAAGAGGCUCAGCACGCUCAAGGAGCACACGUACACCCAUUCCGGCGAGAAGCCGUACGUGUGCAAGACGUGCGGCGCCGCGUACAGCCACAGCGGCAGCCUGUUCGCGCACCAGAAACGCUGCCGCGCCCAGUACGGCGAGAUGAUCGUCGACGACCACAAUCAUCAUCACAUACCGCACACGGUCACUCACAUCCACGUGAAUAUGAACAACGUCAACAACGGGGCGGGGGUGCGACCGGUCGCUGUGGUGGGCCAGAUGUUCUAAGAACGACGAAGCCGCUGUCCGCGAGUGUCCGCGACGUAGCUGUAGAUCCUGUGCGCGAAAUGCGCGCAACACGAGCUACGCGGCAACCUUUGUAAAUAUACGCAGCUGUUUUUUGUUUUUCAUAAUGGAAAACGUUCCUUGGACAUAGACACGGCGCUCGAGACGCUUUGCUUUUCAAAGACACGUAAAUGAGUAUCCGUGAUGUAACAGAAUUAAGUGUACUCGUAUUUACACGAGAAAACAGUUUUUAAAAUGAUAUAAUUACUAUUAUUAAAAUUGUGAGCUAUUUUUUUAUUAUUUGAUAUCGUAGGUAUGAAUAUUUGUGGACAGAAUCCACAAAUCUGACAUGUGUACAUAUAUACAUGUAUAUAUACAUAUAUUUUUAUAUGUUUCAUAUAAUCCAGAUCUUGUUGUACCACAUAUUACAUGAUAAUUGUUUAUUGUGUUAUUUUAGGAGGGAAAUGAUUGACUAUCUUCAUAUACCCAGUUAGCAAAAUGUUAGCAGAUUGGCGUCAGAUUGGCAGUAGAUUCAUCAGAAACCCACACCAAAACCAUAGCCAUCUGUGUCUGCAUUUGGCGUUUGGAUAGCCAAGUCCCGUUUCUUUCCCUCAUCAGUCCAGAGUCAUUAUCUGAUUGUUCAUCAGAGUGAUUGAAGAAUGAAAUUAGUAAAUUAACAGAGAAUUAAAAAGACAGAUAACUCGCGAAGUUAAUGAAAGCGAACUGCGACUGUAUUUGAAAAUACACUAGAAGCGCAUAUCCUCUAGCUUUUCUCAGACUUAAAAAUUCCGACAAAUGAUUACAAAACAUGUCAGAAGGGCAAUGCGUUUAUUAUUGUUUGAUUUUUAGAGUACACACCUGAAAACUUUUUGGUAGCUAAUGUACGAGUAUGGUAGCGCUAGAAAUGUAAUAUCAGGUAUACAAUUUCUGGGCUGUGACUGUACAUGAUAACCGAAUGAAAGAAGUCUAUACGAUUUACUCAUUUAAUAAACUUAAUUGACAUAUAUUCCAUCACCAAAAUACGUCAUGAUUAAAUGAAUGAUAAUCAUAUUCAUGCUAUGAAAACAUUUAUAAGAAUCACUUACAAUUAGAUUAUAUGAUGAGUCAGCGUUAUUACGCGAAGAAACGUGCGAUAUUUUUUAAUUGUUAAACAUGAAAAUCGUAACGUUACAUAGUAUAUAUUAGGUAUAUGAUAUGGAUAUAUUCUUGCAGUUGAGAAGUAUUGUAUUUCAAAGUAAUAAUCGGAAUGAUUUAUUUAAUAUUAUUCGUUGAUUAGUAAAAACACUCUUAUUGGCAAAUCAAAUUUCAAGCGUUAGAAUGUAGAUUAAUUUUUAUCAUUUUUAACAUGAAACGGCGAAAACUACGAUAUUGUAAAUUGAACAAAAGUAAGUGAGGAAUGUACAAAUAUACAUAUAAAUAAUAUUAGUUACAUUAUAUACACACAUCUAUAUAUAUAAUAACAGACUAUAGGCGAGACUGAUCAUCAUUCAUUUAAAUAUUUAAUGAUAAAAAGUUUGUAAAUCUUAUUCUCCUGAAUGCUGAAUGAAGUAAAGUUUGUAUUUUAAAAUCUUA